Agrilus planipennis (emerald ash borer) is the source of this 1126-nucleotide messenger RNA. RefSeq lists its product as uncharacterized. The transcript is spliced from 6 exons. The record is from RefSeq and is a predicted model, not a curated record. NCBI's taxonomy places the organism in Eukaryota, Metazoa, Arthropoda, Insecta, Coleoptera, Buprestidae. Gene Ontology annotation, biological process: arachidonate secretion; lipid catabolic process; phospholipid metabolic process. Gene Ontology annotation, cellular component: extracellular region. Gene Ontology annotation, molecular function: A2-type glycerophospholipase activity; calcium ion binding. Bases 85 to 1014 code for a protein of 309 amino acids.
AGUCAUUGCUCAAUAAAAAUAGCAUGUAAUGUGUAAUUUCCCAAUAUAUAUUUUGCAAAACAUUACAAAUAAUUAGGGCACAUAAUGGAUAUUCCUUAUGGAAAAAUUGUCAUUUAUUGUUUAACGUUUAUAGCCUAUAUUUAUUUGGGUUUUGGGUCUGGCAUAUUAGANGAAUACACUUAUUUUGCGGCCAAUUGUUCGGCCACCGUUUUGGCCGUGAUCAAAGGAUGGGAUCCGCUACCUUUUAGUAUUGAUUCAGCUGCCUGCUGGGUGGCGAAUUUUGUGUCAGCUCCUAUGUUUUUGGUCAGAUUUAUUUUCGACGCCAAACGACGCGCCAGUUCGAGCUUGUCGAGGGCCGACGCCAUGCCCACCGUACUGGAAUUUUUGUUCCUCUUCAAGAAUGAUAACGUGCUGCUCAACGUCCUUGCAAACGACGGAACGACCUCCUACUUGGACCUCGAUUGGACGCAAAAGAAUUCGACGGGCAAGGGCCUCCAUCUGACGUGGAAAAGUCGCGCUAAACAUAACCGUCUGACGAUCAGGACGAACAAUUUCAAGAGUAUUCAUGAAGUUUUUGACGCAGCUGUAGAAGAAAAUUGUGUUUUUAAAUGCCCUACUGCAGGAGUCAAACCUGUGCCAAAUAGAAAUCAUAUCCCAAAAGGUAAUGGCUGUGGCUCCUUGGGAUUAAAAAUUGAUAGCCAGUAUCUACCAGUUGGAGAGAUGACUAAGUGUUGUGAUCAGCACGACAUUUGCUAUGACACUUGUAAUAAGGACAAAGAAUUAUGUGAUCUAGAAUUUAGAAGGUGUUUAUAUAAGUACUGUGAAUCAUAUAAGCCCACAGUUGGUGAAACUAUCGUGAAAACUUGUAAAGGGGCAGCUAAAACCUUAUUUACUGGAACAAUGGCCCUUGGCUGUAAAUCAUACCUAGAUGCCCAAAAAGAAGCAUGCUACUGUCCUCCAACUUACGGCUGGAAGCAGAAGAGGAAGAAAUAUUCUGCAGGUGAUGAAUUGUAAAUUGUAAUCAUCUUGUGAUGCUGUAUUUAUUUCUUUAUUUAAUUUAUGAAUUGGUUAAUUGUAUAAAAUAUUAUGUUUCAUAGACAUUAAUGAAUAGAAUAGAACAGUUUUA